Molecule: messenger RNA, 1218 nt
Organism: Phytophthora infestans T30-4
Lineage: Eukaryota; Oomycota; Peronosporomycetes; Peronosporales; Peronosporaceae
Exons: 2
Coding region: 145-1218 (357 amino acids)
Molecular function (GO): nucleotide binding
Source: RefSeq, a predicted model, not a curated record
UUCGGGUAUAUGUGCUCUGUUUAUUGAUGUUUACCAGCGCUGCAGAUAUCACUCCCUCCCUACUUCAAUGGACUACCAUGAUUCUCUUUCCUCAUUUUUAAUUUUACCUUUGUACUGCAAAAGAACCUGGAUCCAUCCGCUAUCAUGUCAUCAAUCACCAGAACCCGUGUAGCCCUCGUCGGCGCUGGAGCUGUCAACUUUGGUGGAGCUGAAGGUCCGUGGGAUCAUGCUUCGCGUCUCGAGAAGCUUGGCGCCAUUAUUGUGGCUGUUGUCGACCCUCUGACGGCGAAGGCCCAAGAAAAAGUCGACGAACGUCGUGCCAACAACGAGUAUGCCCACGUGUGGGACCAAACGAAGGUGUAUGCGGACCUCCAAGAAAUGUUGGACAGUGUCAAGCCCACGGCCGUUUUCAUCGGUGUGCCGCCCACGUACCACGGCUGCUACAAGUACCCGCUGGAGCUGCAGGUCCUACGCUCCGGUGCACACUUAUUUUUGGAGAAACCGCUGUCAAAUGCACCUGUGGACGAGAAACUGGUCGUUUCGGUGGGCUACAUGUUCCGCUACUCGCUUUUCGGUGACAAGAUCAAGGAGUUGCUCAAGGGCAAGAAGCCUGUAUGCCUAAUGGCGCGUUACAAUUGUACGUAUGCUAACAUCCCGAGUCCAUUCUGGUGGAACUCCGAGCACUGCGGUGGACCCAUUGUUGAGCAGGCGACGCAUUUCGCCGACAUCGCGCGGUACCUCGUGGGUGAAGUGGACAUGGACACAGUGUAUAGUCGCAGUGUGAAAGCCAGUCUUACUCCGGGCGACAUCGGCUACUUGGAGAAGGUGCCUGUGGAUGAGACUAUCGUGCCACCUGUGAACCGCGUGCCGCGUGCACACGUGGCUAACUGGUUCUUCAAGAGCGGGGCACUGGGCAACCUGGUGCAUGGCGCGCUACUACAAGGGGAGGCGUACGAUGCGUCCGUUGAGAUCAUGGCGGACGGCCUGCGCAUUAGUGUGGUCAAGCCGUACUCGGAGACCCCAAUGCUAAAAGUUCUACAAGGCGACAGUGACGAAGAGGUGUCGUUCGAGUUCUCUGGCGAUGAAAUGUACCUGACGGAAGACCGUGAGUUCCUGAAGGCGGUCCACGGAAUUGGUGACAUCCGCUGUCAGAAUUUGGACGCUGUGAACACGUAUGCGUUGACGUGCAAAAUCCGUGACGUGGCGCUUGCCAACUGA